This is a messenger RNA of Chelmon rostratus (copperband butterflyfish), 3643 nucleotides long. It is a transcript of the gene tk2, whose product is annotated as thymidine kinase 2. Gene Ontology annotation, biological process: nucleobase-containing compound metabolic process. The record is from RefSeq and is a predicted model, not a curated record. The transcript has 10 exons. Gene Ontology annotation, cellular component: mitochondrion; cytoplasm. Gene Ontology annotation, molecular function: deoxynucleoside kinase activity; ATP binding. NCBI's taxonomy places the organism in Eukaryota, Metazoa, Chordata, Actinopteri, Chaetodontiformes, Chaetodontidae. The coding region runs from base 49 to 900 and encodes 283 amino acids.
GCCAGUAGCAAAACAUGUACCGAUAGCUAUGUGCGUACUAACUACGAGAUGUCGGUAGUUUGUGGUCGUGUGUCGUCAUUGUUCAGGCGUGUUGGACUCGGAUUCUUUCAGUGUGCUGUGGCCCCAUUAUCGUUGCGUGUUGUUGGAUGUAACAGAGGGAUUAAGUUACCUGCUGGCAGCAUCACACUGAUCCAGAGCAGAGCACGCAGCGACAUGAAGCAUGCUAUUACACGGAAGCUGGUGCGAAAUGGAGAGGAUAAGAAAGCAGUGGUCUGUAUUGAGGGGAACAUUGCCAGUGGGAAGACAACAUGUCUGGAGUAUUUCAGCAAAACUAGCAAUAUAGAGGUCCUUACAGAACCAGUCUCUAAAUGGAGAAAUGUCCGUGGACACAACCCUUUGGCACUGAUGUAUCAGGAUCCUGAGCGCUGGGGCAUCACACUGCAGACCUAUGUUCAACUUACAAUGCUUGAUAGACACCUGUCAGCCAUAUCAGGUCCUGUCAGGAUGAUGGAGAGGUCCAUCUUCAGUGCCAAGUACAUCUUUGUGGAAAACCUCUUCAGAAGUGGGAAAAUGCCAGAGGUGGACUAUGCUGUUCUUGGCGAGUGGUUUGAUUGGAUCACAACUAACAUUUCCAUUCCUGUUGAUCUGAUUGUCUACCUGCAGACUUCUCCUCAGACCUGUCAUGAGAGGUUAAAGCAGAGAUGCAGAGAGGAGGAGAAAGUCAUUCCACUGGAGUAUCUGGAUUCCAUCCACCAGCUGUAUGAGGAUUGGCUCAUCAAGCGCACCUCCUCCCUUCUUCCUGCUCCUGUUCUAGUGAUUCCCGCUGACCAUGACCUCCAGAAGAUGCUGCACCAAUACGAAGAAAACCGUGACAAAAUCCUAGCAACUAGUUACGUCUGAUACGCAAACAUAGUUACACAAAAAACACGCAUGCACUAACACACAGUCAAACGCAUCACUGCAUUGAGACAAGAGAUCCCAAAUAGUUGUUUACAAACCAUUGUUAUACAAUUGUGACAUUUACCUGAGGUUUUUCCACAAUUAUCUAAAGCGCUAAGAUUCUGAUUUUCAUUUUUAGCAGUUUUACAGCUCAUUUAUCUCCAUGGAACAACUUUGUACUCGACUACAGUUCAGCCAGUGUGUGUUGAUGUGAAGUGAAGACUAUGUAAGUGUCGGUAACCACCUGCUGCGGAUACAGAGUACAUCGUGAAUAUAUACUGUACAAUGACACCACUGAUUUUAGGACCUGAUGAAGACCACGUAGGGUUGAAGUGUGUCUCUGUAAUUCCUUUGAAUGAAGGAUCUUAGGUUCUUUGUUUUACAUGUUUUGUCAUAUUAAGGAAAUAUUGUAAUCCGAAUUUUGAUUUUUACAUUUUCUGAUUUUUGUGUUGGUCUGAUGUGUUAGUUGAAAGAGUUGGCAAGAAAGAAAAGAUUAGGAGAUGUUUAGUGUUUGUCAUGAAACAUUUUAAAUAUCAAAUAUAUUGUAUUUGUAGAUGCAGCAAUGAACUGUGUUUUACGAACUAUUCCCGAGCAGGUGUAUACAAUGAUACAAUCGUGUUUCACAAAGUGGUGAACCUCAGCCCAUCUUUGUUUGUGAAUGACUGUCUAUGACUAUAUAUCACCUGUUACCACUUAACCUGUUUACCUCUUCAUAGUUCUAAAUUGUUGUUUUUUGUUUUUUGUUUUUUUGUUUUGUUUUCUUUUUGAGUAUUCCACAACUUUCCCAGUUUUUUUUUGUUGCACCUGUCCCAACAUGUUUAAAAAUGAUGCUGGCAUCAAAACAAAAAUCAAUUGAAUUGAUGAGGUUAAACAUUAAAUAUAUCAUCUAUGUACAGUUUUGAGUUGAGUAUAUGUGAAACAGAAUUAGCAAAUUUUUUGCAUCCUUUUUUCUUUGCAUUUUUACGCAGUGUCCCAACUUUUUUGGAAUCAGGGUUGUAGCUCUACAUUAGAUGUAAACAGUAUCUCAUGGUUGGCCCCUAAUUUAAUGAGUAGGGAUGGGGAGGGUCUGAAUGCCGUAUUCCAGAGUUGCUGCUCAUCACUGUAUAGAAGCAGUGUAGUCUGGACUCAUUUGUUUAUGAUAAAGAAUUAACAUCUUCAGCAAAUCUGGCCGUUACUUUUCAAAAUACUCAACAGGACUGGAAGUAAGUCAACAUUUGAACACCAUACUUUAAGUAGUUUAAGUUGAACAUGAUUAUUGUAGGUGGCUUCAGUGUUCAUGUGGAUGUUGAUAAUGAUAGCCUUAAUACUGCAUUUACUACACUCUCAAACUUGUUCUGACAUAUGGCAUUGAAAUUGAACACUUAAUAAUCUCUUCACAGAAUCCUCUUUUGUCUGAUCAUCAUUUGAUUACUUUUGAAUUUCUAUUACCGGACUACCCGCCAUUAGGCAAAAAUUCCCACACCAGAUGCCUAUCAGAUAAUGCUAUAGCUAAAUUUAAGGAUGUGAUCACAUCAGCAUUUAAUUCAGUGCCACGUCUGUGAUAAGAUUAGCCCUUCUCAAAUUGAUCAUCUGAUUGAUAGUGCUACAGGUUCAUUGCAUAUGACCCUUGACUCUAUUGCCCCCUUAAAAAAGAAGAUAACAAAACAGAAGAGGUUGGCUCCUUGGUAUACCCCCCAAACCGGCAAAUUGAAGCAAACGUUACGACAACUUGAAAGAAAAUGGCGUUCCACCUAUCUAGAAGUAUUUUGUCUGGCAAGACAGUCUUAAACCAUGACAGGAAAGCCCUCCAGAAGUCUGCCAGAGCAGCUUAUUUCUCUCGAAUAAUAGAGGAAAACAAAAACAAUCCCAGGUUUCUCUUCAGCACUGUAGACAGGCUGACAGUCAUAAUUCCAUUGAACCACAUAUUCCCUUAAGCCUCAAUAGUAACGACUUCAUGAGUUUCUUUAAUGAUAAAAUUCUAACUAUUGGAGACAGAAAUUAGCAGCUGCUGUCCUCAGUGGGUACUGAUUUAUCUUCAAACACAGAAACCAUAGCAGUAGUUGUUAAACCUGUCGUAUUUUUAGACAGCUUCUCUCCUGUCAAGCGUCACGAACUAAUCUCAACAAUUUCCUCAUCAAAAUCAUUAACCUACAUCCUAGAUCCCAUCCUGACCAAGCGGUUUAAAGAUAUUUUACCCUUAAUUGGAUCUUCUUUAUUAGACAAGAUCAACCAGUCUCUGUCAACAGGCUAUGUACCACAGUCCUUUAGAGUAGCUUUAAUAAAACCUCUCCUCAAAAAGCCUUCUCUUGAUCCAGGUGUUUAGGCAAACAGACCUAUAUCUAACCUACCCUUUCUCUCUAAAAUUCUUGAGAAAGCAGUGGCUAGUCAGUUGUGUAGCUUUUUACAUAACAAUAGUUUAUUUGAGGAUUUCCAGUCAGGAUUUAGAGUGCAUCAUAGCACAGAGACAGCAUUGGUUAAAAUCACAAAAAACCUUCUUAAUUGCAUCAGACAAAGGACUUGUCUCUGUACUUGUAUUACUAGAUCUUAGUGCUGCAUUUGACACCAUUGACCAUGGUAUCCUAUUACAGAGACUGACAUUAAGGGAACUUCAUUAAGCUGGUUUAAAUCCUACUUUUAAGAAUGAUUUCAGUUUGUAUAGGUUAAUUACGACUCCUCUAUGUACACUAAAGCAAGUCAUGGAGCUCCGCAGGGUUCUGUGCUUGGA